AUGGAUAUUAAGUAUACUACACUGUGUGGACAGCAAGAUCAUCUAAAACUGAAGAUGUUCAUUGAAAAUACAUUACAGUCUGAGCACUACAAUGAAGAGAGCUCUGUAGUUCUGAUCAUUACUUUCCCUUUGUUCUUUGCAGUGUGUGCUGGUACUGAGAACAAGCUGAGUUCUCUCUCGGAUCUGGAGCAGCAGUACCGAGCAUUGCGCAAGUAUUAUGAAAACUGCGAGGUAGUUAUGGGCAACCUGGAAAUCACCAGCAUUGAACACAACCGAGACCUGUCCUUCCUAAGGUCUAUCCGAGAAGUCACAGGAUAUGUCCUGGUGGCUUUGAAUCAGUUUGAGCACCUCCCACUGGAAAACCUACGCAUCAUUCGUGGGACAAAACUCUAUGAGGACCGUUAUGCUUUAGCCAUAUUUCUUAACUACAGAAAGGAUGGUAACUUCGGACUUAGGGAGCUCGGCCUUAAGAACUUGACUGAAAUACUGAAUGGAGGAGUAUACGUUGGCCAGAACAAAUUUCUUUGCUAUGCAGACACUAUUCAUUGGCAAGACAUUGUGCGUAACCCUUGGGCCUCCAACUUCACUUUGGUUCCAACAAAUGGCAGCUCAGAAUGUGGACGAUGUCACAAAUCCUGUACAGGCCGAUGCUGGGGACCCACAGAGAAUCACUGCCAGACCUUAACAAAGACAGUGUGUGCAGAGCAAUGUGAUGGACGAUGCUACGGGCCUUAUGUCAGUGACUGUUGCCAUCGGGAAUGUGCUGGAGGUUGUUCUGGACCUAAAGACACUGAUUGCUUUGCUUGCAUGAAUUUCAAUGACAGUGGAGCGUGUGUCACUCAGUGCCCCCAGACUUUUGUCUACAAUCCCACCACCUUCCAGCUGGAGCACAAUCAUAAUGCCAAGUAUACCUAUGGAGCUUUUUGUGUCAAAAAAUGUCCACAUAACUUUGUGGUGGAUUCCAGCUCCUGUGUACGUGCCUGUCCUAGCUCCAAAAUGGAGAUUGAAGAAAAUGGUAUUAAGAUGUGCAAACCCUGCACUGACAUUUGUCCUAAAGCGUGUGAUGGCAUUGGCACAGGGAGUUUGGUGUCAGCUCAGACUGUGGACUCCAGCAACAUUGACAAGUUCAUAAACUGCACCAAGAUCAAUGGAAACCUGAUUUUUCUUGUCACUGGGAUUCAUGGGGACCCAUAUCACACAAUUGCAGCAAUCGACCCAGAGAAAUUAAAUAUCUUCCAAACAGUGAGAGAGAUAACAGGUUACCUGAAUAUACAGUCAUGGCCUGAAAACAUGACAGAUUUCAGAGUGUUUUCUAACUUGGUUACCAUAGGUGGGAGAGCCCUUUACAGUGGCCUUUCCUUACUUAUCCUCAAGCAACAGGGGAUUACUUCUCUACAGUUCCAGUCCUUGAAGCAGAUCAGUGCAGGCAACAUCUACAUAACUGACAACAGUAAUCUGUGUUACUACCAUACAGUCAACUGGAGCAGCCUUUUCAGCACACCCAACCAAAAGACAGUGAUCCACCGAAAUAAAAAGGCUGAGAACUGCACUGCAGAUGGAAUGGUGUGUAACAAAUUAUGCUCCAGUGAUGGCUGUUGGGGACCAGGACCAGACCAGUGCCUCUCCUGCAAGCGUUUCAUCAGAGGAAGGACCUGUAUAGAGUCUUGUAACCUUUAUGAUGGUGAAUUUCGAGAGUUUGCGAAUGGUUCUGUCUGCAUGGAAUGUGAUCCCCAGUGUGAGAAGAUGGAAGACAACAUGAUCACGUGCUAUGGACCAGGGCCAGACCAUUGCACCAAGUGUUUCCAUUUUAAGGAUGGGCCAAACUGUGUAGAAAAGUGCCCUGAUGGUUUGCAGGGAGCAAACAGCUUCAUUUUCAAAUAUGCUGACGAGGACCGUGAAUGCCAUCCUUGUCAUCCGAACUGUACCCAAGGGUGCAUAGGUCCACGUAUUGAGGACUGCAUCGGCCUGAUGGAUAGGUGUAGAGGUCCCGCUAGUCAUGACUGCAUUUACUAUCCAUGGACACGCCAGUCCACUUUACCACAAUAUGCUAGAACCCCCCUGAUUGCUGCAGGAGUGAUUGGUGGACUCUUCAUCAUCGUUAUUGUGGGCCUGACGUUUGCUGUUUAUGUUCGGCGCAAGAGCAUUAAGAAAAAGAGGGCCCUACGAAGGUUUCUGGAAACUGAGCUAGUGGAACCCUUGACACCAAGUGGUACUGCACCAAACCAAGCACAACUUCGUAUUCUGAAGGAAACAGAGCUAAAGCGAGUCAAGGUCCUUGGCUCUGGAGCCUUUGGAACUGUGUAUAAGGGCAUUUGGGUCCCUGAAGGAGAAACUGUAAAGAUUCCUGUGGCUAUUAAGAUUCUUAAUGAGACUACAGGCCCCAAGGCCAAUGUGGAGUUCAUGGAUGAAGCUCUUAUUAUGGCAAGCAUGGAUCAUCCACACCUGGUACGACUCUUGGGGGUCUGCUUGAGCCCUACCAUUCAGCUGGUCACUCAACUGAUGCCUCAUGGCUGUUUGUUGGACUAUGUUCAUGAACAUAAGGAUAACAUUGGCUCCCAGCUCCUGCUAAACUGGUGUGUCCAAAUAGCUAAGGGAAUGAUGUACCUGGAAGAGAGGAGACUGGUUCACCGAGAUCUGGCAGCCCGGAACGUCUUGGUGAAAUCACCAAACCACGUGAAGAUCACUGAUUUUGGCCUGGCCAGGCUCCUAGAAGGGGAUGAAAAGGAAUAUAAUGCUGAUGGUGGAAAGAUGCCAAUUAAGUGGAUGGCUCUGGAGUGUAUACACUACAGGAAAUUCACCCAUCAAAGUGAUGUUUGGAGCUAUGGAGUUACUAUCUGGGAGCUUAUGACUUUUGGUGGAAAGCCCUAUGAUGGAAUCCCAACACGGGAAAUUCCUGACCUGUUGGAGAAAGGGGAAAGGUUGCCUCAGCCUCCCAUCUGCACCAUUGAUGUUUACAUGGUGAUGGUGAAAUGCUGGAUGAUUGAUGCUGACAGUCGGCCUAAGUUCAAGGAGCUGGCUGCUGAAUUUUCAAGAAUGGCUCGAGACCCUCAAAGAUACCUGGUUAUUCAGGGUGAUGAUCGUAUGAAGCUUCCAAGCCCUAAUGACAGCAAAUUCUUCCAAAAUCUACUGGAUGAGGAGGACCUGGAAGAUAUGAUGGAUGCUGAAGAAUAUCUUGUUCCACAAGCGUUUAACAUCCCUCCUCCCAUCUACACUUCCAGGGCAAGAAUUGACUCCAACAGGCAGCCUUCCAGCAGCAUUCCUGGAGCACUGGAGCUGCUAUGCAAAAGAGCAGGGCGUGGGAAUGCUGGACCAUGCCCAGGGAUGAAGCAGAGUGAAAUUGGACACAGCCCUCCUCCUGCGUACACCCCUAUGUCAGGAAACCAGUUUUUGUAUAGAGAUGGCGGCUUCACUGCUGAACAGGGAGUGCCUCUGCCAUACAGACCCACUGGCUGCAUAGUACCAGAGGCCCCAGUUAUCCAAGGAGCUGCAGCAGAGAUCUUUGAUGACACUUGCUGUAAUGGCACACUGCGGAAGCAGGUGGCUACCCUUGCACAAGAGGACAGCAGCACUCAGAGGUAUAGCGCUGACCCAACAGUAUUUGUACCUGAGCGGGGUCCACGGAGUGAGUUAGAUGAAGAUGGAUACAUGACUCCAAUGCGUGACAAGCCCAAAACAGAUUAUUUGAACCCAGUAGAGGAGAAUCCAUUUGUCUCCCGCCGGAAGAACGGUGAUCUCCAAGCUCUGGACAACCCAGAGUAUCACAAUGCUCCAAAUGGGCAAUCCAAAGCAGAGGAUGAAUAUGUGAAUGAGCCAUUGUACCUCAACACCUUUGCUAACACUUUGGAAAAUGCCGAGUACCUGAAGAACAAUGGGCUUCCUUUGCCGGAGAAAUCCAAGAAGGCCUUUGACAACCCGGAUUACUGGAAUCACAGCCUGCCACCACGAAGCACCCUCCAGCACCCGGACUACCUGCAGGAGUACAGCACAAAAUACUUUUACAAACAAAAUGGACGGAUCCGGCCCAUCGUGGCAGAGAACCCUGAAUACCUCUCUGAGUUCUCCCUGAAGCCUGGCACUGUGCUGCCCCCACCACCCUACAGACACCGAAACACAGUGGUGUAGUAACAACAGUAUUACAGAAGUGGAGAGGCAACCCCUUUUUAGCAGCCUCUCUUUCUUUCUCUCUCUCUCUCUCCCUUCCUUUUUCCUGUGAGCUUCCUCUUCUUGCCAGUUCACUCACUUUGAUAUUUCCAAGUGGAAGGAAUACCUUUAAGUCAUCUGCCGAUUGGGUUGGGAACCCAGAAGGAAAGAAAGAAAGAGAACGAAAGGAGGACAAAAUCUGGCAUUUCUCGCUUUCCACAGACCCAGAGGGUCAGAAGGUCAGACAAGCCAGAGAAUACCAGUAAAGGCCAGUGGCAGUGUUGCCUGCUGUCAAGCUAAUUCUCAGUGAUUCAACUUGGAAGC
Messenger RNA from Alligator sinensis (Chinese alligator), 4464 nucleotides. RefSeq names its product erb-b2 receptor tyrosine kinase 4 (gene ERBB4). The coding region runs from base 1 to 4122 and encodes 1373 amino acids. Gene Ontology annotation, molecular function: ATP binding; epidermal growth factor receptor binding; transmembrane receptor protein tyrosine kinase activity. The record is from RefSeq and is a predicted model, not a curated record. The transcript has 30 exons. Gene Ontology annotation, biological process: positive regulation of kinase activity; cell surface receptor protein tyrosine kinase signaling pathway; protein phosphorylation. Lineage: Eukaryota; Metazoa; Chordata; Crocodylia; Alligatoridae. Gene Ontology annotation, cellular component: signaling receptor complex; basal plasma membrane.